Messenger RNA from Laccaria bicolor S238N-H82, 790 nucleotides. RefSeq lists its product as uncharacterized. NCBI's taxonomy places the organism in Eukaryota, Fungi, Basidiomycota, Agaricomycetes, Agaricales, Hydnangiaceae. Gene Ontology annotation, molecular function: S-adenosylmethionine-dependent methyltransferase activity; O-methyltransferase activity. The coding region runs from base 1 to 699 and encodes 232 amino acids. The record is from RefSeq and is a predicted model, not a curated record. The transcript has 4 exons.
AUGUCCAUCCCGUAUCUGAUACGCCAGGACUACCAGCCCACCACCCUCGACGACUGGGAGCGUUCCGACAAAUACCACAACUCCUUCCUCCUCCUCCCCGAUCCCGCAUUAGAAGCAGCCGCGAAACGAAACGACGAACAGGGGUUACCUGAGAUCGCCGUUUCCCCCGCUCAGGGAAAGUUUCUGAAUUUACUCGCACAGUCUAUUGGCGCGAAGAGGAUAUUGGAGGUUGGCACGCUGGGAGGGUAUUCCUCGAUUUGGUUGGCAAGAGCGCUCCCGCCCGACGGCACCCUCGUCACUCUAGAAAUCUCCGAGAAACAUGCUCAGGCAGCAAAAGAGAACGUAGCAGCAGCCGGCCUAGCCAACAAAGUCUCCGUCAUCCUAGGACCCGCCAUCGACUCACUCCGCGCGCUCCCGGAAGAACCGAAGUUCGAUCUGGUGUUCAUAGACGCGGAUAAACCGUCCAACACUGCGUAUUUCGUCGAAGCGAAGCGGCUGGUUAGGAAGGGCGGUGUCAUCAUCGUGGAUAAUGUGGUUCGCUACGCCCGAGUUGCUGAUCCCAGGUACACGGAUGGAAGCGUUGAGGGUGUACGAGACUUGUUGCGCGCACUCAAGGACGAUAAGGACGUUGAGGCCACGACCAUUGGAACGGCUGGGGAGAAGGGGUACGAUGGGUUCUUGUAUGCAGUCCGAAAAUGAAGUCCACUUCGGUAAUCACCGUUGCAAUUAGAUACCAGUCGAAAUCAUGAAGGUUGUAAAUGAUACAUAAUGGAAUUGAGUUUUGAACGAA